CAGUGAACAGUGACAGGGGCAGGGACAGCGAACAGUGACAGGGGCAGGGGCAGGGCCGGGGCAGGGCCGUGGCAGGGCCGGCCCCCUCCCGCGCCUCCCCCGCUUCCUCCCGGCCCCGCCUGUUGAUGUUUCACUUGCUUUUAAUUCCCGGGUCGCAAGAUGGAGGCGGCGCUGGGACGUCGCGAUCUGUCGCUGCUGCUGCCGCUGUCGCUGCUGCUGCCGCCUCUGGCCGCCGCUCUGCUGGGCCCGGCCGCGCCGCUGGGACAGGAAGCAAUCAGAGUUGGUGUUACGAUGCUGAACACCAGUGGAGAAUCUCACAAAGGACAGGUUCUUUUUAACAUCACCUAUGCAAAUGGACAGGUUUAUCUAAAUGACUUUCCUAUGAAAAGCGGGGUUGCCCACAUAACAUGUCAGACAAUAAUAUUGGAGAACAGAAGCUUGGAUAACUUACCGGAUCAGCAGCGCCUGGGAACUGUCAGUGUUCGCAUCAUGGUUCACGAGUGGCCUUUGGCAUCCACUUCUAAUUUGCAGCUGAUUGUUGUUCAGGAAGAAGUGACAGAAAUUGAUGGAAAACAGGUUCAUCAGGAAGAAGUAACAGAAAUAGAUAUUUUAGUGAAGGACCUGAGAGUACUCAGACAUUCCAACUACACCGUCCCCUUGAAAGAGAGCAUGCUGUAUUCCAUGCCAAGGGACAACGACGUGUUAUUUACACUGCCCAACCUCUCAGGAAAAGAUAUUCAAGAUCCAUUGCAAACUACCAGUCAGUACCUCAUCCAGCAAGUAGAAACUACAGUGGAUGAGGAGACACUACCUGGCAAGUUACCAGAGACCCCCCUUAGGAUAGAACCUCCAUCUUCUUACAAGGUGAUGUGCCAGUGGGUAGAAGACUUGAGAAAACGGUUGUGCAGAUUCUGGUUUCAAUCUUUACCUAUCUUGUUUAGUUUCAUGGAAGUUGUUGUUGUUGGAGUUGUUGGAGCAGCUCUAAUUAUCAAAGUCUUAAAGGUGAUUCUCCCUUCCUGUGAAAAUAAAGGCAUCCUCCUCCUGGAUCAAGUCAGCUUUGUACCUGUGACUACCAUCAGCCUGCCUUCAGACCUUUCAGACACGAAAAAUAAUUUAGAUGAGAAAGCAUGUACUUAAUACUGUAUUUACUUUGGAGUUACUGGAUUUUAAAAACACACUUUCAGUUGAUCUUAUAUUUGGCACCUGAUCUUAAUACCUUGUUUUUUUCCUACUAAGAAAAGUAAAUCAAUUGAUUAAUUGAUAAAGGGCCACUCAGGCUGAGGCCCAAAGCUGACUUCCUUGUGCCUCUCCAUAAACAAUCAGCCUUUUCAGAAGCUUCAAAAUAGAACAGCUGCCUUUUCAGAAGCUUCAAAAUAGAGCAGCUUUCCACCCUGAGGACUGCCAUUGGUUUUAACUUCUAUGAAGUCAUUUUUCCACACCUCAGACAGAAUGCUGGCUGCCUUCAUGCCCAUAAACCGAGUCAGCUGUCCUGACUAACACGAUGAUGAAAUUCAGGGUGUCCUUAAAUCCGCAGAUAGGAUUUGUCAGAAAAAGAUGAGGGAAUAUUGCAAACAUCAGCUGUGCCUGCAAACCUAAGCAAAGCUGCCCCACCUGCCUCCAGGUCUCGUAGGGUUGAGUGUGUCUUGCAAGGAAGAUACCACUACCAAACAUUUGUGUUACUCAAAAGAUACAAUGUUUUAUAAUAUAUGCAAAACAAAAAUUUGAACAGCAUAUUUAUAUUUCAAGCACUUUACAUUUUUAUGGUCCCUUCCACUCAUAAAAAUUGUUAGCAGUUGUAAUCAGCUUGCUUUUUGGAUCUGUGACAGCAGUACUCUAUGAAGUCCCAAAAGAAAAAUGAAAAUUCCAUUAAAUUCUACAGAAAUACUGGCUUACUCUUGCUGAGUAGGCCCAGUCUGCUCAUGCCAGUUUGUACUGUAAACGUUUUUCAAAUAAACAUUUAAAUUGUUUAUUA
Molecule: messenger RNA, 1972 nt
Organism: Hirundo rustica (Barn swallow)
Lineage: Eukaryota; Metazoa; Chordata; Aves; Passeriformes; Hirundinidae
Gene: GINM1
Product: glycosylated integral membrane protein 1
Exons: 8
Coding region: 160-1137 (325 amino acids)
Source: RefSeq, a predicted model, not a curated record